AAGUCAAUAAAUUUUUAGGUUAGGUCAGCAAAACAUUUAUAUAGAGUUUACUUGGAUUCCAGCACAUGUAGGUAUUAAAGGAAACGAAAAAGUAGAUAAAUUAGCAAAAGAUGCUCUGAAGGCAGAUCAAAUAGAAAUAAAAGUACCAUUAAGCAAGUCAGAAAUUAAAGUUAUUAUUAAAGAUAGUAUAAAUAGAAGGUGGCAGGAUACAUGGGAUCAGGAGAAGAAAGGAAGACAUUUGUACAGCAUUCAAAAAGAAGUAAUAGGUAAAAAAUAUAGUGGGCUGAGUAGGCAGGAAGAAAAUAUGAUCACAAUAUUGAGAAUAGGACACACAAGUUUAAAUGGCUGUUUAAGGAUAAUAGGCAAACACCAAACUGGACUAUGUACACACUGUGGAGAGGUAGAGAAUGUUGAACAUAUUCUCCUGAGAUGUAGAAAAUACUCUGAAAAAAGGAAAGAACUAGAAAGAAUAACAAAUAAUGAACUGUGUUUAAAAAAAUUAAACACAGGAGUAUGUCAGGUGAACAAUCUUUAAUUAAAGCUGUAAUCAUAUAUCUGAAAGAAACUCAACUUGCAAACAAGAUAUAGUAUAGGAAGAAAUCAUAACCCCACUUAGUGUAUAUAAAAGUGUAUUUUUUUUUUCCUCACAUAUGGUAGCGUAAUAUAAUUGUUAUCCAAAUGAGUUCACACCUCAGUCCAGAAGAUGGCGGUAAUGCACGCUGUUUGCAAACUGCCAAUAAAAACUACAGAAGAAGAAGAAGGACUUUUAUUUUGGUCUGGUGGUGUGAUGUCAUAAGGCUGCGACGCAUUCCUGUAUCUGUGAUUCGGCUGAGGAAAGAAAAACUCCUGGUGAAGCAAUCGAGAACCAAGAUGGCGUUCAUUAAAGAGGAGAGUGAAGACAUGAAUGUUGAAGAAACAUUCAGAGUGAGUUAUGAAGAUACUGAAGAACAAACCCAGAUGGCAUUUGUUAAAGAGGAGAGUGAAUGCAUUAGGAUUGAAGAAGUAUUCAGUUUGAAACAAGAAGAGACUGAGGAACAAACAGAUCUAAUGGCGCUGAAAGAGGAGAGGGAAUUACUCAAUGCAGAGAAAGAUCAAUAUGAGAAUCUUCAUGAUUUAAUACCUGGAGAAAAAUCUUUUAAAUGCUCACAAACUGAAAAGACUUCCACACAAAAAAGAGCUCGAAAGUCAGGAACUAGAAGUUAUUUCACUUGCAUUCAUUGUGGAAAAACUUUCAGUCAAAAAGGAAACCUUAAAGCCCACAUGAGAAUUCACACUGAAGAGAAGCCUAAUGGAUCCCCUCAAUGUGGAAAGAGUUUCAAUCAAGAUGGAAGCCUUAAAGUUCAUAUGAGAGUUCACACUGGAGAGAAGCCUUACACAUGCCCUCAGUGUGGAAGGAGUUUUAAUAAUCAUGGAAACCUUAUAGUGCACAUGAGAAUUCACACUAAUGAUAAGCCUUACACCUGCCAACACUGUGAAAAAUGUUUCAUCAGAAAAGGACACCUUAAUUACCACAUGAAAGUUCACACUGGAGAGAACCUGUUCACUUGCCAACAGUGUGGAAAGUGUGUCAGUCAUAAAUCAAGCCUUAAGAGGCACAUGAACGUUCACAUUGGCAAGAGCUCUUUCACUUGUCAACAGUGUGGAAAGAGUUUCAGGCAUAAAUCAAGCCUUAAAAUGCACAUGAGUAUUCACACUGGAGAGAGCUUUAUAACUUGCCAACGGUGUGGAAAGAGUUUCCGUCGAAAAUCUAGCCUUAACAGGCACAUGAAAAUUCACAUUGGAGUGAGAGCUUUCGCUUGUCAACAGUGUGGAAAGAGUUUCACUCAAAAAACAGGCCUUAAGAGGCACAUGAAUGUUCACACUGGAGAGAGCCAUUUCACUUGCCAACAGUGUGGAAUAAGUUUCACUCAAAAAGGAAGCCUGAACAGGCACAUGAGAAUUCACAAUGGAGAACAGCCUUACACAUGCUUUCAGUGUGGAAAGAGUUUCGAUCGUCAAGGAAACCUUAAGCUCCACAUGAGACUUCACACUGGAGAGAAGCCUUACACAUGCACAAAGUGUGGAAAGAGUUUCACUCAAAAAACACAUCUUGAAUUCCACACAAGGAUUCACUCGAAGGAGAACUUUUAAAUGUGACUAAGGUGGAAUGAGUUUUACAGACAAGAAACACCUAAUGUAAUAACAACGGAGAGAAGCCUUUCAUGUGUAAAACUUGUAAAUCUUGAGGUUCACAUAAACUGGAUAAUGGCACUGUUGUAUUCUGUAGAGCUGCUGUAUAGCUGAGUCACAUCUUACAACAUCAACACUGGUAUCUGAACUUAAUCAACAAUAAACUGAAUAACUACA
This is a messenger RNA of Megalobrama amblycephala (Wuchang bream), 2346 nucleotides long. RefSeq names its product gastrula zinc finger protein XlCGF57.1-like. Gene Ontology annotation, molecular function: RNA polymerase II cis-regulatory region sequence-specific DNA binding; DNA-binding transcription factor activity. NCBI's taxonomy places the organism in Eukaryota, Metazoa, Chordata, Actinopteri, Cypriniformes, Xenocyprididae. The record is from RefSeq and is a predicted model, not a curated record. The coding region runs from base 679 to 2130 and encodes 483 amino acids. The transcript is spliced from 3 exons. Gene Ontology annotation, biological process: regulation of transcription by RNA polymerase II.